ACCAGUGAGAAGCACAGAGAGACAAGUGGGUGGGCACAAGCACUGCUGUUUGGAGAGGCUCAGGCCAGAAGAGAAAUCAAACUAGGACAACUGAAGCCAAACACAGCAAGCAUCAUGGCUGGGAAGAAAAGAAGGCAGAACUCCUCUAAGCCUAGGAAGCAGGCAGUGUCCCGGUCCACAAGAGCAGAGCUGCAGUUUCCCGUCAGCCGUGUGGAGCGUUACCUGAGAGAGGGUGGCUAUGCCCAGCGCCUGGGCUCGUCCACACCAGUGUUCCUUGCUGGCGUUCUCGAGUACCUGACAGCCAACAUCCUGGACCUGGCUGGCAAGGAGGCCGAGGGCAACUGCAAGAAGCGCAUCACCCCACAGCACCUGGAGACAGUGAUGGAGAACAACCAGCAGCUCCGUGCCCUUUUCCAGGGUGACACCAAGUCUCUGCUUGAUGAGACGUCCCAACUCAAGAAGAAGUGUUGAGGCCUGAGUCCCAGAGCAUGGCAAGACCUUAUCCUCCUCCUCAACCAGCCCUCAAAACACCCACAGAUGAGAGAGCCAUUGCUCUUACCAUCAGUCUUGCCAAUAAAGUGAUUAAACCAAU
This is a messenger RNA of Heterocephalus glaber (naked mole-rat), 592 nucleotides long. Its product is annotated as histone H2A-Bbd type 1-like. Gene Ontology annotation, cellular component: nucleosome. Gene Ontology annotation, molecular function: structural constituent of chromatin; protein heterodimerization activity; DNA binding. The record is from RefSeq and is a predicted model, not a curated record. NCBI's taxonomy places the organism in Eukaryota, Metazoa, Chordata, Mammalia, Rodentia, Bathyergidae.